AUGCUCGCAUCCGCUUUGCAUAGCGCAUCCCCAAUCCGCGCGGACUAUCUUCUGCAGAUGUGUCCAACGGCCGUUGUGGAUCUUCAUUGUGACCUUGUAGGCACCCUUCCCAUCCUCAUCUUACCUGCCCCCAUUCUCCCUCCGUUACAAACAACGUGCAUACAAAAACUAACUCACAUCUACAGCGGCCUCCUUAACCUCCUCAGAGUAGCAACAACCCACCUACCAACCCUCCUCCCAGACCUAGAACUAAUAACCUUCUCCCGCAAACCAUCCCCCUUCUCAACAUGGUCCACCCACGGCGUCAUCCCAGUCCGCUGCCACUCUCACAACGACUACUGGCGCCACGUGCCUCUCCACUCGGCUCUAUCAGCCGGGUGUAUCAGCGUCGAGGCUGAUGUGUGGCCAUGGCGCGAUCAGAUCCUUGUCGGUCAUUCACGGUUUACUGUGUUGAGGGGGACGUUGGAGAGACUUUAUCUGGAGCCUUUGGUUGAGAUGCUUGAUUUGCAUAAUCGGGAGAAGGUGGAAUGGGUUGCCAUUGGGAGUGGGGGUGAGAUUGGGGACGGUGACGGUGAUGAUAUCGUGGGCGUCUUCGCAAAUGAUCCCAAACAAACCCUCGUCUUACUCAUCGAUUUCAAAUCCGACGGCGAGUUACUCUGGUCUCUUCUUUCUGAUGCGCUUACUCCACUUCGGGAUCGGGGGUAUCUGACUCAUUUCAAUGGGAGUGGCGUUGUCACGCGCCCUGUUACAAUCGUUACGAAUGGGGAUAUUUCUUUUUCGAGUCUUGUGCGGAAUACAACGUAUCGUGAUAUCUUCUAUGAUGCACCACUGGAUAACCUCGCCCAAUUCCCAGUCAAUGAUACCACGACGACAAUCACAGAUCAAGUCUCAAAUGACUCAAAUGGACAGCUCACGGAAUCCCCAUUCAACCCAAAUAACAGUUACUACGCCUCCGUCGACUUCCGCAAGGCAAUCGGCCCUCUCCAGCUCGGCCGAUUAUCAGAGACCCAACUCGAGACUCUCCGGGAUCAAGUGCACGCUGCCCAUGAACUGGGAUUGAAAGUGCGGUAUUGGGGAAAUCCGAGUUGGCCGAUUGGACUCCGGAAUAGUGUUUGGAACGUGCUUGUGCAUGAGGGUGUGGAUGUGAUUAAUACGGAUGAUUUGAGGGGGGUGACUAGGCAGGUGUGGAGGGACAGUUCUUGGUGGUGGUAG
Messenger RNA from Penicillium canescens, 1212 nucleotides. RefSeq lists its product as uncharacterized. Gene Ontology annotation, biological process: lipid metabolic process. Lineage: Eukaryota; Fungi; Ascomycota; Eurotiomycetes; Eurotiales; Aspergillaceae. The transcript has a single exon. The coding region runs from base 1 to 1212 and encodes 403 amino acids. Gene Ontology annotation, molecular function: phosphoric diester hydrolase activity. The record is from RefSeq and is a predicted model, not a curated record.